This is a messenger RNA of Pelobates fuscus (common spadefoot toad), 2037 nucleotides long. Its product is annotated as gastrula zinc finger protein XlCGF26.1-like. Bases 106 to 1668 code for a protein of 520 amino acids. Gene Ontology annotation, molecular function: RNA polymerase II cis-regulatory region sequence-specific DNA binding; DNA-binding transcription factor activity, RNA polymerase II-specific. NCBI's taxonomy places the organism in Eukaryota, Metazoa, Chordata, Amphibia, Anura, Pelobatidae. Gene Ontology annotation, biological process: regulation of DNA-templated transcription. The transcript has 2 exons. The record is from RefSeq and is a predicted model, not a curated record.
AGUUAAUGCUCAAUAAAGGUCCUUCUCAAUCGGUAUUAAGCUUCAUAGUUGUAUUUCAGAUCUUUCAAGAAGAGUGGCAGUUUUUCCAAGUAUGUAUAUACGGUAAUGAUUUAUAGUAACAGGUUUUCUUUAAAUCCCAGCAUAUUUCUUUCAGAUAUUGCCGUCAGCAGAAAUUAUCCUGAAGGACCUGAAAGGAAAAGAAAUACACUAAGCAAGAUUAUGAAGAAAUCUUUUGAUAAAAGCACCAAGGAUUCUAAUGCUCAACAAUCAAUGAACCUCUUGGAAUCCUGUAUGUCUACAACUUCAAUAAUAAAUGGAAAACAAAAAAUAUUCCCAUGUUCUGAAUGUGGGAAAUAUUUCCACUGUUAUUCAAAAUGUGUUAUCCACCUGAGGACUCCCACAGGAAAGAAAGCUUACACAUGUUCUAAAUGUUUUAGCUUGCACUCAAAUCUGGUUACUCAUCAGAGAACUCACACAGGAGAGAAACCUUUUUCAUGCCCUGAGUGUGGGAAAUGUUUUAGCCAAAACUCAAGCCUUGCAAGACAUCUAAGACUUCACACAAGAGAGGAAUCUUUUUCAUGCUUUGAAUGUGGGAAAUGUUUUAGUCGUUACUCAAGUGUUAUUAGUCAUCAGAGAACUCACACAGGAGAGAAACCUUUCAUAUGUUCUAAAUGUGGGAAAUGUUUUAGCUUGCACUCAAAUCUGGUCACUCAUCAGAGAACUCACACAGGAGAGAAACCUUUUCCAUGCCCUGAAUGUGGGAAAUGUUUUAGACAAAACUCAAGCCUUGCUAGACAUCUAAGACUUCACACAGGAGAGAAACCUUUCUCAUGCUUUGAAUGUGGGAAAUGUUUUAGCCGUUACUUAAGUCUUGUUAGUCAUCAGACAACUCACACAGGAGUGAAGCCUUUUUCAUGUCAUGAAUGUGGGAAAUGUUUUAACUGUCACUCAGCGUUUGCUAAACAUCAAAGACUUCACACAGAAGAGAAACCUUUCCCAUGUUCAGAAUGUGGGAAAUGUUUUAGCAUUAAAUCAAGUCUUGUUGGACACCAGAGAACUCACACAGGAGAGAAACCUUUUUCAUGUAGUGAAUGUGGGAAAGGUUUUAGCCGUCACUCAAGUCUUGUUAGUCAUCAGAGAAUUCACACAGGAGAGAAACCUUUUUCAUGUAGUGAAUGUGGAAAAGGUUUUAGCUGUCACUCAAAUCUUAUUAGUCAUCAGAGAACUCACACAGGAGAAAAAACUUUUUCAUGUUGUGAAUGUGGGAAAUGUUUUAGCCGUCACUCAAGUCUUGUUAGUCAUCUGAGAACUCACACAGGAGAGAAACCUUUCUUAUGUAGUGAAUGUGGGAAAUGUUUUAGCUGUCACUCAGAUCUUGUUAGGCAUCAGAGAACUCACACUGGAGAGAAACCUUUUUCAUGCCCUGAAUGUGGGAAAUGUUUUAGCCUGCAUCAACAUCUUGUUGUACAUCAGAGAAUUCACACCGGAGAGAAACCUUUAUCAUGCUUUGAAUGUGGGAAAUGUUUUAGCUGUCACUCAAAUCUUAUUAGUCAUCAGAGAACUCACACAGGAGAAAAAACUUUUUCAUGUUGUGAAUGUGGGAAAUGUUUUAGCCGUCACUCAAGUCUUGUUAGUCAUCAGAGAACUCACACAGGAGAGCAACUGUAGCAGAGCUCCCUGUACCAUGGCUGGGUACCUCCGCCAAGGACCGAUUCUUAGCUGGAACAGGGAAAAAACCUUAGCGCUUCUGCCCCAGUCGCCGUGGCUUGACUGUGGUCCGCCUGGAGCCUCUCUCUUUCCUGGAGCAGGAUAGUGGACUAUGUAGUGUAUGUGGGGAAUGUUUUAUCAGAAAACUCAUAGGAGUGAAUCCUUUUACAUGUUCUGAAUGCGGAAAAUAUUUUAGCCAGAACUCAAUCCUUGUUGUUCAUCAUAGAAUUCACACAGGGAGAAGCCUUACAGUGAAUGUGGGAAAUGUAUUGUCAGUAAAUCAGAUCUGCUGCAACAUCAGAGAAGUCACACAGAAAAUAAAUCUUUCAU